GGCGGAAAUGAUCGGAGCUCGGUCGCAGCAUUCGUUUCCAGUCUACUUUCGACUUGGAAGUUCGAAAGUUGUGAACGGUGUAGUACGCGGAGACGAAAUGGCGAGGAAAUACACUGAAAACCGAUAAGUUGAGGUUUCUGGUGAACAAAGAGCUUAAAAGAGACUCGUUGAUCUUAGUGCCUCUCUUUGAAAGUGGAAAAAAGCGCUUGUUGAUUGCUGAUGGAGGACCAAGAGAGACUUCGCCAUCAAUCCCCUGAUCGGUCUCAGGAGCUGGUAAGUGAGGGAUUUCUCCUAAAUUUACAGGCUACAAUUCUCCUAAAUUUACAAGCUACAAUUUUGCAUCAUAGUUAGAAAUGAUGGCAUCCAUAUGGUAUGCAAUUCAAUGUGCAACACUCUGAAGCCAAAUUCUGAUGAUUACUUCUGAGGUCUUUCCCUUGCGCGCCGGAACCCACAUAAAGGAACUAGAAAUAGUGUCAAAAGCGUGUUUAAUAUGACGCUUAGGACUUAAAGUCUCUAUAGUCUUUGUCUGAACGGAACACACUUAAACUACAAACAGAAGGAUAUUAUCACAGAUCAUGACCGAAAACUAUCUGGCUUUUUGUACUCUCCUCAAUUUAUUCAUAAAAGUCCCCCUCCCCCUCCCCAUCUCCAGGUUGGAAAAGAGAGGGGGGAGGGGAGGGGGUCUGGUGUUUUCCAGAGGGCUGAUACCGCAUCAGUUUCCAGCUACUAAUGACAAUGGUAGUGAUGUCCAGUUUUAGAAACAAAUUUUGUUGUAAAUUGGGUUAAUAUUGAAACCAUUUUGUUACAAUUGUUUUGAUUACUUGUACAUGUUGUGAUCAACAGCCCAAUUCUCAAUGGAAUUUGACAGGUUUAUUUAACCCUUUAACUCCCAGAAGUGAUUAACAUGUAACUUCUCCUUAUAGUAUCCAUACAUCAUAGUAGCAAACAGGUAGUGAGAAUACUCAAACUCAUCAGCUACAAUUUAUUACCUUGAUUGAACACCAAAUUCACAUAAUCAAUUUUACUAGGAAAUGUGUUGUAGCUAGAGGAGAGAAUUGAUAAUCAGAUCUUGGGAGGUGAAGGGUUAAUUGAAUAAGCAAAAACCUGAUAUCUUAAAGUUUGUUUUGAGAAGAGUAACUCCAUACUUAAUAUAAGCAUCUUUUGUAUAAUACACUUUGGAACUGAAUUUUUUUUAUCAUGUUUAUUUCUUCUUUUGUAUCACUGAAAAAGUAUGAGGUAGCCAUUUUGAAAUUUAGCACCCCUGCUAUAAUCACCAGGAUAGACCAUCUUUCAAUCAAGUGUCUAACAAUCAAAACCAAUUGAAAGUAAUCACAGCUACAAAUCAGAAUGAAGGUUAACAUCAUCAUUAACCUAUAAGAACUCAAAUUGAAAACCAGUACCCAGCUUGAGGCAUGUGGAGACGUUAGUGACCAAGUUGGAGUGGUUUUAGUUUUGCAUUUGAUUGAGAGAGUGGUGCAAGUUUCCUGGACUAAUCAAAGAACGAAGUAAAGCAAAACCAAAGCAAUCCAAGACCACUUGCUAUUGGAAAUUGCUCUAGAUCAGUACAAUGUGGGGAUUUUGAGUAAGAGGCUGAAUUAAAUUUCCUCUAUUAGAUGGAGCUUAAUGCUGGAAGACAUCUGCAAGCAGGAUCAAAACUUCCAAGGAAAGACUAUGAGGUAUCUAUAGCAUUAGAGUUAACCCAUUAACCCUUUAAUCCCUAAGAGUGACUGGUAUCUAAUUUCUCCUAACAAUAUCACCACUGAAUCACACAUCAAGGUCAUGAGAAUAAAGGAAAUGAUCAACAACUAAAGAAACUCUUGAUUAUUAGAUAACUUAAUUCUCCUUUUUAGCACCCUUGGCUAGUAAAUUUACAGAGGACAGUAUGGAGAAUAUAAAUACUGAUGUUAGGGUGUAAAGGGUUAACUCCCAAGAUCUAGCUAUAAAUUCUUAACACUGUCUGUAAUAAAUUUCUUAUAAUUUGAGUUCUAAGAAUUUGGUAUAAUCAAUGCCCAUCCUUUAAUAACAUUGUUUUUUCUUCUUAUCAAAUUUUUGCUUUAAAACAUGUUUUCAAGACCUCUUUCAUUAAAGCAAGUAUCAGAUUAUUAUUAUUUUAGUUGCAAAUAAAAUUGUUCUUCUUAAUUACUUUUGAAUGAAAAUCCUAUUUUUUUAAAGACGUUUUACAGGCCAAUGGAGUAAUUUACACAAAUAUAAAAAAUGGCAACUAGACUGAGCAAUUCAUGUCUCAAAAACUGAAAGGGAUGGUCCCUUUAACUCCCAUGAGUGACCAAGACAGAAUUUCUCCUUACAAUAUCAAUACAAUAUCAACCAGAUAUUGAUGAGAAUUAAGAAAAAUAUUUAUUUGGGGAUAAUUAGUUGAUCCAAUAUUAAAUUCUCUGAAUUAACAUUGUUAGAAUUGUAUGGUUGACAGUGAGGAGAAUUAGAAACUUGGUCUGGAAGUUAAAGGGUUAACUGCAUUUUAUAAAUUCAUCUAGAUCCCUGUCUGUUAUUGCAAAUUUAUCAAUUCAAUUUACAUUUCAACUGAUAAAUGAAUCUUGUCACUUAUUUAUUAGACUGUCUGAGACUUAAUAUUAUUUUUCCGUUACAGAGCCUAGAUUACGAUGUCUGCUACAACAAGCCAUUUUCAAGAAUGCUUGCAUCCAGAGAUAAAAAGGUAAAAAUAUUGUUGAAUAAUUCUGAAUUAAAAGCCUGAAUGAGCCGUGUUACUUUUCCAAGUGUUUGUAAUGUUGAGUUAAUGCAGGUUAGUACCAAUUGAGAUUUUUUUCUUCAGUUAAUACAUGUAAUUACCAAUUGAAAUUGCAUUAUAAAAAUUAUAGUAUGAGUAUCAGCUAAUAGCAAAAAGGGGUUGGGUCAUUGAUAGGUAUUGAUACCAUCAGUCAGUAAAUAUACAGAAGACACCAUUUGAUAAAUUAGGUGAAGCUGUUCGACACUCCUGUUUUAAUAAUCCUAAACAAACACUUUAUAAUUGAUUUCAUAUGUCUCUAGAAUUCUUCUCUCUCCUUGUAACCUUUUAAUGGUUCAUCCUAAACCUGUAGUAAGUCUGAAGAUAAUUUAGAACCCCAUUAAUGAGAAGAGGAGGACAACAGGGUAAUAAUUUCUCAUUUACACUCCCCUUUAUUCCUCCGGAACUCCUGUCUCUAGCCCCUUAUUGCAAGACACUUUAGAUUUAGUGAUGAACAUAUGUUUACUUUUUUGUUCCCCAUCUCUUUUUCAUCUCUCAUUUUCUAUCUCCUAACUUCCAUUUUCAAUUUCCAAUCUUAGAUCUCCAAUCUCUUAUCUCUAAUUUCCAAUCUCCAAUCUCCCAUCUUCCAUCUCCUACCUCCCAUAUUCUAUUUCCCAUAUCCCAUUUUACAUUUCCUAUCACCCAUCUCUCAUUUCCCAUCUACCACUUUUUAUACCCCUCCCAUCCAUAUUCUCAUUGGUUACCAUUCCCCCCUUACCUCUCCACUGUCAUGUGUAGAUAACACACAGCUUUUAAUCAAAUUGUUAUCAUUUCUAAUUGUAAAACAGUCACUUUUGGGGCAAGAGGUAGUCAGAUGGUUGGUGACAGGUGCUAUUGGGAUCUUGACAGGCUUGGUAAGAGCUGCAAAUCCUUAGAAAAGUUUUCAAAAAAUGUCCUACAUCACUCAGGAAAACCAUAAAAGAGAAAGAAUUCCUAAUUGACUUUUCCAUUUAUUGAAUUCAGCAUCUAAUGACAGUAAAAGCAAUUGCCAUUAAUGAUCUGCAAAAAAACAAAAAAAAAAAAAGAAAACAAAAAGACAAAAAUAGUAAACUGAGAAUGAUUAAUUUGAAAAAAAAAGAAAGCCAGUGCUAAACUCUAAACUCCCCUGUGCUGGACUCUAAGUCAAGAGGUCUGGAUUCAAGUUCUAGCUAGACAUGUUCAGAAAUGCAUGGCAUAAUUUGUCAAAAUCGUUGAAUCUGUCAAACUAAGUUUACUUGCUAGACAAAUUUGACCAAUAUUGGUCAAAAUGAUCAAUUUAGCCAAGCUGAUUUCGCUUUGACAAAUUUGACUGAUUGAAAGUACCAAAAAUCAUCAAAUCUAUGAACAUUCUCUCAGCCCAAUGAAAUUUCAUCAAUCUGCCAUUUUUUUACUAUCCAUUAAUUUUUUGUUCCAAUUGAUUGUAGGUGGCUGUUUUUAUUGACUAUUUUGUGACGCUUUUGACAAAGUGGAAAUUUCAUACUAUUGACAAAUGUAUCUUUUUUUACUUUGUAUACCCUAUGUUAUUUAACAGUCUAAAAACCAUCUUUUGGUGUAGCACCAGGGCUCUUAGGGCCAAAGAUUUGCUAAAAACUAAGUAAACAAAUGAAUUAAUUUUUAUAAUUAAAAAAUUUUAUAAUAAUAUUUAAAAAAGCAGAAGUACAAGAAAGAAAGAUGUUAGCUGAGAGUUUUGUGACAAUAGGGUCAAAAUGUCUUGGUUCUCAACUCCACAUGCAUGAAGCAAACUCCAAAAUUCCUAACUUAGUAACUCAAUAUACAUGUAUGAACUUGAUGUUUACAUUUUUAGUAAACAGAAUUGCUUUUUGUAAGUAAGAAAGUUGGUAAAUUUUGAACUUUACUCUCAACUGUUUGAAAUCUAAUGUUAGUAGCACUUUAUGGAUGUAAGUUAAGAUUUAAGUUAAGGUAUACAUAUUCAUUGGCAUUUUAUCAUGAGUGGAUUUGAAGUAUUAAUAGAGAGUGCAGUGGAUUUACCUUCGAUGAUGAUUCUUGACGUUGUUCCUCACUAUUGUUUGGACAUCAGCCCUUAAGGAGUGCACUCCUUCUGGUUGCUUAGCUGUUACUCUACUAAUAUUGAUGGCUUUUAAUGGGGUAUUUUGUCUUAUAGCUGGGAUUCUGUGUGUUAUUGAGGUAAGGAAUCAACGAAACUACAUGUGCCGUUCUAAUUUGUUAUAUCAUAAACGUGAUUGUGUGUGCAUGAUUCUGUUUGGCUGUGAGAGACAAUAGAUGUUUUUUGACAGUUUCAGGCAACAGAUUCAGUCAACUUUUAGGUGGGACGGUAAAGCCAUUAGCCAGUAGUUGUAAGUGAGACUUUCUUAUUGCUCCAGACCACACUGCCCCUCUCCACCCACUAGAAUUAAUAGGUAUGGGAAAACUGUCAGGGAAGGACUCAGGGAAGUUUGACAAACUGCUAGGUGGGGGUGGGGAAUCAGGUAAGAUUGAUAACAGGGCUUCCCACAGCACCUCUCUCCUACAAGGAGUGUAAAUGGGUACCAUUGAAUUGUCAGGGAAGCUUAAUAAACUGCUGAUCCUACGCAUCCUACUAGCAGGAUGAGAGAAUAAUAAAGAAUCAUGUCUUUAACUUCAUAAUCCUUUACAGUUGUUUAACCCUUUACACCUAACAUCAGUAUCCAAAUUCUCCAUACUCUUUCUUCUAUUUAUUUAUUAGAUGUGAUGAAUCAAUUUGAUCUCAUUUUUAGCCAGUAGCAGCUGGGAGUGGAAUUCCAGAAAUCAAGUGUUACUUAAAUGGAGUGAAGGUUUGUUUACCCUUUACAACCAAACAUACUGCUCUUUACACAUGUCUUAAGGUGCUGACAAGGAGAAUUUGUUCACCAAUCAAGAGCUUCUUUCAUUGGUGAUCAUUUCCUUUAUUCUCAUGACCUUAAUGUGUGAUCCAGGGGUGAUAUUGUAAGGAGAAAUUGAUGCUAGUCACUCUUGGGGUUCCACAUUUAUUCAAGCUUUUGUAGGAGCAUGUUCGACUUGUCUAUCUUUCUACAAAAAAAUCUGGUUUAGGGCUCUGAUCUCAUAUCCCCCUUUUCCCAACCCUGCCUAAAAUUUGGCCUCUUUCAGAUGUUUCUUUUUCUUGACAUUGUAGGUUCCUCAUGUAGUGCGGCUCAAAACUCUUGUUUGCAAGGCAGUUGGUGUGCUGUUUAGUGUUGCUGGAGGUAAGUUGCAGAUUUUACACAUCCUCUUAGGUUGAGAAGAAUUAAAGAGUUCCAGGCCCAGCCUGGAUUGUGGACAAUCACACAAUGAAGAUUGUUGAAAGUGUUUCCUUUCUCUAAGUGUGAUAGUUUUAUUUGAUAAGUUUUCUUAUCUACAUAAUUAUAUAUAACUUACCAUAUAUAAUUUAAUCAGUUUAGUGCUGCGGAAUGCUAAUUAAACCAUGGACCUUAAGAGUAGGCAAUCAUUUUAGGCAGGCACUUAUUUGCAGCUAGGUACUUUUUUCAGCAAGAAGUAAGUUUAUUUUACAAAAAAAAAACAAAAGCAAAAACAAAAACAAAAGAAAGACUUAAAACAAAAUGUGAAAAUCUAGAAUAGACAUUGAAGUAAGAGAUUUUCAGCCACUGAAGAAACAAUUUGCACCCUGAACCUUUUUUUUAGGGGGGGGAUGUUUUAUCUUUCUUUCAUUAGUGGGUGAUAAAAAUGUAGAAAAUAAAAUAAUACUUUUUACAGGAUGAGAAGGAAUUAUUAAAAAACUGUAGGGAAUAAAUGCCCAAAAGGAAAAAAGCACCAAUGGGACACAAAGAUCCAUGCAAGGUGCCUAUGCAUAGGAAAAGAGGUUUUAAAUAUACAGAUAUAAAGAUAUUAAAAAAAGUUAAGGAAUAAAAAAAAAAAAAUGAUCCAACAUGAGCAAUCCUGUGAGAUGGACAACAAACAAACCACUGGUCCAGGUCAAAAACUGAUUUUAAAAUGGACUUUAAAUUUGUAAUUAUACUUAUUUUUCAAAAAUAAUUAAAAAAAAACCAGGUGAGAUAUAAUUCCUAGAGUGAGGUUGGGUGGGUGUUUAUUCAAGGCUGAGCACUUUUUAGCUUUUCCUACUUAUUUGCUUGGAGUUGGGUCCCUAAUCAAACCAAUGUAAUUGUGUAUAUUUAUUAUUGAUAAAUUUGUUUUUAAAUGUUCUAAAAUUCAGGUUUAUUUGUUGGUAAAGAAGGACCCAUGAUACACAGUGGUGCUAUUAUAGGUGCUGGAAUACCUCAGGUGAUGCACAGAGAAACUAGGCCCUGGUUGUUCGGAGGUUGGAUAAUGCUAUCCACUGGAUUAAAAACUCUAUCCAGUGGAUAACACCAUGUGUUUAGCUAUCACUUAUCUGCUGGAAAGUAAUUUAUCGGUUGGAUAGCAUUAUCCGCCUUUUUACAACUGGGCCAAGAUGUACAUGUAGGUGCUGGUCACUCCUAAGGCCAGUUAUUUGAACAAAGUUUGGCUAUUGUCUAACUAAGCUGUGUUCAAAGCCAUUCUCAAACUGGUUUGAAAAUAUUCAAAACAUUUUUGCAAACAGAAUGUUUCUUUUUUCUUAAUUUGCAGUUCCAAAGUAUUGCAUUUCGUAAAAUCAAAUUCAACUUCCCUUAUUUCCGAACAGAUAGGUAUUCAUGACAACUUUUUUUUACUAUUUGAUAAUAAUGUUAUUGAUGAUAAGGAUGAACGUUCUAUAAAUUUAAAAAAAAAUUAUAUUUCUCUUAAAUAUUGUCCAUGCAGUCCAAAACGCCAUUGAGGCUUUUACAACUAAUGCUUCUGUGAGAGAUAAAUUGGUAUAGCUAGACCUCAAAAUACAGGAAAAUACAGGAAAAUGCAACUGCAAGAAUCUGAACUUCAGAGUUUCCCUCAGGAAGCCCAGACCUCCUUAGGAUUUAGAGGAGGCCCUCCAACCAAACAGAACUACCUUGGAGUCCCUGCUUUCUAAACCAUUCAUUUGUACCAAACUGUAUUGAACCACUGCUGAGGUGUAAACUGUCAUGGACAAGCAACCCUCCAGGAGGUGUAUCAAUACCUGUCUAAAGUCAUUUCAUGCUACAGAAAGCAGGAUAUAAGAUCCAACCAGUUGUGUUGGUCAUUAGCUGCCAGGGCAAACUUAUCAAUCACACUUUUUUAAAAUUAUUAAAUCUCUUCUAAGCGCAUUCAGCCUUCACUAUUUUUUCAGAGAGAAGAGAGAUUUUGUAUCUGGAGGAGCAGCUGCUGGAGUGGCAGGUAAAGACUUUCUUACUAAUCAUUUUCUUUGAGAAUGCACAGACUAAGACAUAGACUAAAGUGUACUUAAUUUUUUCCCAAUUGAGAUCAAGCAUGACUUUCAUUUGUUCCAAAAGCGUUCUUAUAUAAUUGCUUUUCACUAAAUGCUUAGCAAUAAGACUAUUUGAAACUUUGUAAUAGUUUAUUUUCAUUUUUUUCCUCUCCAGCCGCAUUUGGUGCACCCAUCGGUGGAGUGUUGUUUAGUCUGGAGGAAGGAAGUUCAUUUUGGAACCAGGGGCUUACCUGGAGAAGUGUAAAUAAAAUAUUUCCUGUUGUGCAUUCAAUCUAUAACUUUUAGAGAUAAGUUUGUUUGUUAGAGCCUAGUUGCUAAUUAUGGUCAGUGCCUGUUCACAUCCAUGUAAUUUCAGAGUUCUCCUGAUCAGAUACCACUGCCUUGCUAAUAAAAUCCUACUUUAAUUUUUAUCAGGGGUCCAUCAUGAGGACAAUAUUUUUGGUCCUAAAAUGAGUUCUGAUUAUGCUCUUGAACUGAGAUGGACAUUGCAAGAAAGUGCAAUGACCAUGCCAUGGAUCAAUCCAAGACCACACUGUGGUAUUAUAAGGCAAUCUUGAUUAUCAUCAGGCCAUCCUUUCUGGCCACAGAAUAUUUUCUUCCGAGUGGAGAAUUUGAAACAUCACAAUUUAUAUCUUGUCAUAAAUAACAACUUAAUUGAUUACUAUUGGUAUAGGUUGUAUAUGAGAUAGAAAGUAACAGCUGUCACAAAAUUACACUUUAUGAAACAUUUUUAAUUAUUUGAUGGAAGUUGUAUCACUAAUUUUUUUUUUCAAAAUUGUGUUUAGUUCUUCUGCUCUAUGGCUUCCACAUUCACAUUAAACUUUUGUUUAUCUGGUAUAAAUGGCUAUGGCUGGGGCUCUUUUAAUCAACCAGGAUUACUAAACUUUGGAGUUUUUAGUGUGAGUACCUAUUAUUAAUCCCCAUUGAAAGUUAUGAUUUUGAUUUGAUUUUGCAAGGUGUUAAAUUAAAAAACUUUUUCCAAGCAACAGCCGUUUAUGUAAAGAACCAAAAUGAUCAUCUAGAUCAUUAUCCUUAUUGAUUUUGUCUUCGCAAUAUUUGAUGAAGUGGCUUGUUGAUGCUGACCAUAAGUCUAUUCACUAUGAACUCAAAACCCAUGAAAAUCUUGUGAAAUAAUUCAUUGUAAAUUCACAGAUUUUUCACAGGAUUUUCAUGGUUAAAUCAAUGACAUUUUCAUGGUCUCAGUGCCAUGAAAAAGACCUGAAAAAUCCCAUGAAAAACCUGUGAAAAUUUCCAUAUUCACGACCCAUGAAAUAUUGAGUAAAGUGACCUAGAAGCCAUGAAAUACCCAUGAAAAUGGCAUUUCAUGGCCUUUUCAAUGGUACUGAGAAACCCAUGAAUUUCAAGCCCAAAAUUUCAUGGUGUCAAAGUUCACUAGUUUUUAAUGGGUUGCAGCAAAUCAUGACCCAUGAAUAUCCUGUGAAUAUGUUAAAAAUUCAUUGACCAUGAAAAUUUUCCUUGAAUUUUCAUGGCCUCUACAUGGUUUUUUCAUGGCACAUGAAAGUUAAUUGCCAGUUAGUUUUCAUGGGGUUGUUAGGAAUAUGCAAGCACCAUGAAAAUUCUUUGAAAACCCUAUGAAUUUGGAAUUAAAAAUUCUUCACUUUUCUUGUACCAAAGACUGUACUACAGUGUAUAGCUUGCAGUAUACCAUAACUGUAAUACAUACACUAUCACUUAAAUUAUACACUGAAGAACUAACCUAUCUGUGAAACUUCUUGGUCCUGUUGUACAAGCACACACACAUGAAAGACAUGACCAGAAGUUUGGAUUCUCUGAUAGUUUAUUUUGUUUCACCAGCUGUAUAUAAAUAUUACUUUAGGAUUCCAAAAUUGUGAUAAUUCAGUUUACACUUUCUUAAAUAAAAAAAGUUGGUAUGAAAUUUUCUGCAUAAAAUUAAGAUGUUAAUGAUUUUUAGCUCUAUUUUGAUAUCACUGAUUUUCCUUGUGGAGACAGAUUCUGCUCCUAUAUUUCUGAAGGUAUAUAAUAAAUUUGAUGUGAAAAAUAUUUGGACGAAAUUAUUGAAAAUAUACUCACUGGCUUGAUGUAUUUUUGUCUAAACUUCAAAUAUCAUUUCCUUCGUCUAAUAUCAUGUGUAAAAUGUUAUGGACAGUUAUUAUAAUGUCUAUUUAUGUAACAGCAUUCAUGUAAAUUUCUUGAUAUGUUUUACACUUGUGAUCAAUACUUUCAAGGUAACUAACAACAAAACAAUUACCAACUUUCUGCACUCUUGCAUGUGUGAAGAUAUAUCUAUGGCUGACUAUGUCAGUGUCUCUCUGUUUUGGCCACCUGAAUGUGCCAUCCUUCUUUCGGUUAUCAUUACUAUUUGUAUCUUCAUCAUCGUUUGGACCAAGAUAGGCUGCUUUAGCAAGUGUGCAUUUCCUUUCAUCAGUUUUGUAGACCAACACUCUUCACUGUUUGCAAAAUAAAGGGAGCACAUCAUCAGUUAUCUAAGAGCCUUUCUUAUGUACGUAGUAAACCUAGAAAUGGAUAACUCGCCAAAACAGGUUCUCUUCAACAUGAAGCCGUCAGAUACUAAGCGACGCACUAUGGAAGUGAGGUGAGGUAUUUCGUAUUCAGAAUUUGACUGUAUUUUUUAUUCCUAAGAACGGUCGUAGGUAUUUCCAUACAAACUCUUGUGAUUUUUCGCCAGAUGAUCACAGAAUAAAAAUUUUCAAGUUAAAUCAAUAGUUAGCGCGCGCGCUCCGAUGUUUACGCGUAAUAAGAUGACCAAGCUUGAACUUACCCCUUCACGUUGUAAUACAUGUCGAUAACUUCAUCUUGAGGAAACCUCUUUGAAAAAACUUUUCAGACGGUGCAUUGCGUUGAUCUGGAAAAAAAAGAGACUGCUACACAAACGCUACGAGAAAUGCAGUUGGAAUGGAACCAUUCCGUUCGAGGGUAAAAAAAACCGCCACUUCUUCGUAAAUCACGUGUACUUUCACGUGGUGACCUUAGGUCAUCGCAGCCAUCAUAGGUCAGCGGUCACAUAGUGACCUCACAGGUUAUCGUGUUCGACGUUACGAAAUGACUCCGAAGAGGUCUCGUUGCUGUGUCUGUAAUCUUACAAAAUAAAGCAGCACAAAAAGCUGUUCGGUAUUUGGAAUUCGAAGCAAGUAACAAUCGACAGGACAUCAGAGUCCAAGAAAGUCAGAGCUGACAUCGACAGUGAUUCCUGUGAAAGCGAUCACGAAAUCAACAACGAUGUUGUAGAAGGCGAUCUCAAUGAAUACAUGAAGGUAACGUUUCAUCCCGACUGAGAAGAUGGCCUGACUCUGUUAACCGGCGACUCUAUGAACGAGGUAAAAAUAGCAUUUUUUUCAGGUUACAUUUGCACACUAUUCAAAGUUCCAAAUUGAGGUGACAAAGUGAUUGAUUUUUCAUUGUUUUGUUCCACAUUUCGUGUAGAUGCAAUGCGUACUAUUGCUGUGCAACUUAAGCAUCUGUACUCUGCAGGUGCCUUACUGGAAAAGCCCUAGAAGAUUCCUCAGCCGUAAGAAUGUAAGAAGGCCUUGAACAGGUUUCCAGAGUCAUGGCUAACAAUCAAAGCCAGCAGUGAGGCAGAAAAAAUUCAACAAAGUCGUCCAGGCAUGGCGAAGGCAAAAAGGCCCCAAAAAAUCAAAGUGAGGAUCAAACAUCUGGGUCAUUGCCUCCAGCCCUAUUUGUCUCAACAAAGGAGCAAAUUGAAGAUCCAUUGUUUUUAGUCAUUGUUUUGUGAUUUCCUGUACAUUUUACGUUAACAAAGGUCACUUAAGAUGUUUAGGGACAUUUUCAUUCGACGGUUUUCGCGCUGUACACCAAAAUUACAUCAGUGCAUAAAUUUAUAACAAGUUAGUUCCACGGAUCAUGAAAGUCAGCUCGUUGAUAAAUCAGUGACUGUGAUGAACUCAUUAUUACCACUUUUAAUGGCCUAUGAAUUUAUCAAUGAAAUUCAUGGGCAACAGAUUUCAGGGAAUAUUCAUGGCCCAUUAAUUUUGUUCUCCCAAAACAAAUAAAUUGUUAGCCCAUGAAAUGCUGUUUGAUUGCAAUUCAUGGGCAUGAAAUUCAUUCUGAUGACUUUCUGGGGAAACUAAUGGGUCAUGAAAGUAGACUUUGAAGAAAUUCAUGGGUCAUGAAAGUAGGCAUAUAAAGAAAUUCAUGGGUCAUGAAAUUAAUUCUGAUGACUUUCAUGGCAAAUCAAUGGGUCAUAAAAAUAGACUUUGAAGAAAUUCAUGGGUCGUGAAAAAAAUUCCCCUAAUUCAUGGCUAAAAAUAACCCCAUGAAAUUUCAUUUUGCAGUAUUUAUGGGCCAUGAAAUGAUCUUCAUGGGUUUUUCACAUGAAAUUCAUGGAAUUUUCAUAAAACUACAGUUCAUAGUGAUUAGAGUGAUCAUUUUUAAUACCAUUUACUUAAAAUUAGCUUUUGAAAUCCAUUUUUGUUGAAUUGGAGGUGAAAACUUUCCUGUCUCAGUUGUACAAAAGAUGGCAAUAAAGUGAGAUAUACUUUUUGACCUCACUAACUGUACUUUAAGAUAAAAGCAAAAUUAAUAGUGUCUGAAUUGUAUACUAGUUUUAACUAGCAAGUAAGUAACUUUUAUAAGAUUUACAAUAAUAUUAUAAUUAUUACUGAUUGAAUUAAUUUUCUUUCCUGCAUUUCAAUUAACUCAAAGUGUCAUGGAGAAGAGAACUGUAAUCUGUGGAACAUACAAGAUGUUCUGAUCUUUAUAGCCAUGGGUUUCGUAGGUGGUCUCCUUGGAGCAUGGUUUAAUGCGUUGAACAAGCAUCUCACAGUGCAUCGCAUUUUGCAUGUGUAUUCUCGAUCCAAGCAUGUGAGGUAAGGUUGCAAUUAAGCUCUUUUAAUGUUUUGACUCCUAAGAGUGCAUUCAGCAUCUAAUUUCUGAUCCUUACAAUAAUAUCAACCCCAAAUUGCACAUUAAGGCCACAAGAAUAAAGGAAAUUAGAAGAAGAAAAGGAGGAGGAGGAGGAGGAGGAGGAGGAGGAGGAGGAGGAGGAGGAGGGUAGCCCAUUCAGAUGCCUUAAACACUGCUAUCAAUUGGGGCCCACAUAAAAAUGAAAAUUAUGAUAAGAACUUCACAAUCAUGCUAAAAUACUACUUCUACAGGUAAACUCUCGGAAAAGUUAAGUUAAUCAUAAAAUAUGUGCUUCAUACAGUUACAAUAAAGAUGAAUAAAAUCUUAAAACAUUAAAAAUUUAGCUUAUUAAAAAUUACAGAAUGAUCCAUAUUAUAAUAAAAAGUCGAGUUUUUAGCUAAGUCAGUUCUAACCCUUGGCAAGUGUAAAUCUUCAUUUGCCUCAUAGUUCGAUUGUGGACAGAACUGUUAAAAAUAAAAUAGUUUUCAAAAAAUUUUGCACAACAUCCUUUAAUGGGUGUGAAGGGUUAAAUACUUAUUGAAAAUGCUCAGGUACAUUUGAAUUUGAAUUUGUCUGUGAAGCAUUUUCCUCCUCUGCUUCCUCAUACUUCUGAGACUCAGACAUCUUCAUCCUCAAUGAUUACUUUAAAUUGUUUUUACAUUUCCAUCCAGUUACCUCUUUCAUACUUAUAUUUAUCCUCUUUCUCGUGACACUUUUCAUCUUCCUCAUCAUUGUUUUUAUUCUGAUGCCUCAGUCAUGCCCAGUCACAUUUUACAGGGGAUCAUUCCAGUAGAAUUAAGUCAGUUAGAGCUUUUCCCAUCAACAUCCUGCUAUUCAUUUUAUAAGAAGAAAAGAUUUGUUACCUUUCAGGAUUCUUGAAGCAGUCCUGGUUGGUUUGAUCACCACAUCAGUAGCAUUCUUUGGUCCAAUUUAUCUUGCACGUUGUAAAACACUUCCAUCGGUAAGGCUAAAAUGUUAAUUUCUUUCUAUAUCUCUCAUUUAGUAUGUGCGCUUUGAUUGGUCAAUUUAAAAUGCUGUAUUUCACUGUACAGUCUGCUCAAUUCAAAACUUUUUCAAACUGAAGUCUUCUCCCUCCAUUUUAUUAAAUGGUGAAUUAUAAGAAAUAUUUUGCUAACUUUGUCUUCUUGGUCCUUUGAGUGAGUUAUGGCUGUGCACCAAUUUAUGCCUGUGCUGUGCCUUACACCAGGGCUCAGUUGUGUAAAGGGCAGAUAAUGCUAUCCAACUGAUAAAUCGCUAUCUGGCGAAUAAGUGAUGUGUUAUCCAACCUUUGAACAACUGGGGCCUGGACCAUAAAUUUAAGUGGAAAAAAAUUGGACUUAACUCACUGUGCCAACCUGGAACUAGGUUUAACCUCUAGUUAAAGGAUAAUUGUAUACUUCCAUGAUAUCAUGCAAAACCUUUAAUGAAGCACUAUGAGUAUUUUUUUUUUUUUUUUUUGGGAGAUGUUUUAGCUUGAAAUAUAUUAUUAUAUUUAAUUUUGUAUUUUUUAUUCAACCUAGUAAUUAUUAUCACUUCCAAAAUCUCAAUUAUAUCAAUUCAGGUUGCACUGAAACACUUUUCAUGAUAUCAGUUGAGAAAAUUAAGCAUAAAAUCACACAAUAUAUUCCUGCUGAUAUUUUUGUUAAUUCUCAUUAUAUUACUUGGAGAAAUUACUUCAAACAAUGAUACAUCAUUGGGGUGAAAGGUCUUACUUAAUAAACCUUUAACUCCCAAGAUCUCAUGUAGUAAUUCUCUUCACAAUCUGCCAUACAGUUCUUGUGAUGUUGGUUUGGAGAAUUUGGUAUUAGAUAACCUAAUAAUCCCCUAAUUGAUAUUUUUCUGCUUGAUAUUGUACUGAUAUUGUAGGGAGAAAUUCUGUCUUGGUCACUCAUGAGAGUUAAAGGGUUAAUGAUGCGUGACCUUUUUGUUUUUGGUUUUUUCUACAGGGUAGUGUCUCAUCUGCAAAUAACACUAUAUCCUAUUUUUGUCAAGAAGGACAGUACAAUGACAUGGCAACAUUGUUCUUCACCUCCCAGGAAUCAGCAAUACGGCACCUUUUUCACCUGGAUGGUAAGAGCUAUUUUUUUGUUGCAUAUUUUUUGCCCUCUCUAGGUAAUUUGUUUUCAGGACAAUCAUCAAGUGCUUAACACAACAAAGAAUUCAGAGGAGUCAGUAGUGAUUUUUUGCAAUAAUUAGAGCUGUAGCUGUUUGAGAACUGUUCAUUGUGGCUCCUGCCAUUUGAGUUGAAUUCUGUGCAGCCAACUGAAUAAGAUGUGUACAGUAUGUUUAAUUUGCGUCAUUGAAGAAUUUUCCACCAUUCAAACAGCUACAUUAUUUUACUCUUUACAUGGAAUCUUAAAGCACAGUUAGCACUUACUUUUUGUAUGGUUUCUUUUACAGCUGGGAGAAUUAGAUAAUGUGAUUUCUAUGGUUUACGUUUUAUUUAACCAUUUUAUCCCUAAGAGUGACUAGCCUCUAAUUUCCCCCAGCAGUCUCACCCCUGAAUCAAAUAUUAAGUGCAAGAAGAGGAAAUAAGGAAAUAACUGUCUACCCCAAAAGCUUUUGAUUGUUAGUAAGACAAACUCUCCUUGUAAUUACCAUUAUGAUAGGAACUGUAUAGAGAACAGAAUAGAGAACUUGCAUAGUGAUGUUAGGAUUUAAGAGUGUAACAAAUGAAAAUCAUCCCUGAAUAACCCUGACUAUGUUUCUUGCUACUUGAACAAGCAUAUACUGGCAAUAAUUUAUCACCCUAACUACGAGCAUACUGCUCAUCAAAUUGUAACCUGAAAAUGUCUUUCUUUUUUUCUUCAUCAGGUGCCUUCAGUUUGACAUCUCUAGGAAUUUUUUUUAUUUGUUUCUACUUUCUGGCAUGUUGGACUUAUGGAGCAAGUGUUCCUAGUGGUCUUUUUGUUCCUUGUUUGCUGUGUGGUGCAGCUUACGGCAGGUUUAUCGGUGAGCUCUGCAGGUAAAAAACAACCUUAGUCUGGAACUAAUCUUGGUUUUUAUCGUCUUUGUGGCCAAUGGGAGGGGCAGGGUAACUUGUGAUGGACUGCAUCCCAUUCAGGGGGGAGUAGCAAUACUCCUUGUCACUUCGUGCAACAGAAACCAGGGAUAAGUAUGGGCUGGAUGGGCCACUUAAUCCUUUAACUCCCAAGAUCGAAUUGUUAAUUCUCCCCUCUACCUACUACACAUUUCCUUUUAAGUAAGUUGCAAGAAUUUGGUGUCAGAUCAAGAUAACAACUUCUACCUGAUACAUUUGAGUAUUCUCAUUACCCAUUUGCUGGAUAGUGCACGGAGAUUGCAGGGUGGAGUUACUUGGUAAUCACUUCUUGGAGUCAAAGGGUUAACUAACUUGAGUACAAACUUAUCCUGUUUUAGUAUCAAAAUGAAAUUCCUUUAUAACCACUCAUCCAGAGUGUAAAAGCCAGUUUGGAUAAAUACUCAAGAGGGAUUUAAUAUUUCAUUCAGAUAUUCAAUUGUAUUUUUGGUUUUGUUUUUUUAUUGAGCCAGGCUACUGGGAUAUGAGCACACUUACCAUGGAACAUUUGCGCUGAUUGGAGCAGCAUCUUUUUUGGGUGGAGUCGUGCGCAUGACCAUCAGCUUAACUGUCAUCCUGAUAGAAUCAACCAAUGAGAUCAGUUAUGGUCUGCCCAUUAUGAUUACACUCAUGGUGUUGUAGGAAUUCUUUUUCCUUCUUAUGUGUUAUUUUAUAUCAGGUUUUACCUUCUUGAGAGCAUUUAGUACCUCUGUGCUAGUUAGGGACACCAUGAUAAAAUAUUUGUAGACAAGUCAUUGCUGAGGAUGUGAUGUUGUAUUCCUCAUAUAUUUCAAAUACAACACUCAAAAGCCUGGAUGUUUGAAAGGCAAUAAUAAAAUGAAUAGUUCAGGAAAUACAGGAUUAAAAGCUACUUGACCUUGAUUUCUCUUGAAAUAAAGGUAAUUAUAUUAAAGGCUGAGUUGUUUUACCUUAGCAUAAAAUGAAAUUGAAGGAAAACAUUUAAACUGUUAAAUUGUUGGCAAUACUUAUAAAACAAAACUUAACAAAAAUAGUUGAUUCACCAUUGAUUAGCCUUGUUGUGCUUUGAAGAACCAGGCCCAGAACAUGUAAUCUCAUGGUGCUUACCAGAGAUAUUGUGAGUACCAGUAUUCUAAACACCAAAUAAAUAGACAGAAAGAGUUCUUCUCUAAGCUUUCAUCAUUCAAACAGAUCUCAAACAUCAUCACCUAAAACAUAUUUUCAUGUGUGUUCAGUUAAUAUUGCUCAUUAAAAAUGAGUGGAUAGCUCAUGCAGUCUCAAUCAAACUUUAAGAUAUGUUCUGAUCAAAUCGUUUUUCACCUUGUAUGUGUGUGUUUCUUCAGGUAGCAAAAUGGUCGGGAGAUUUGUUCAAUGAAGGCCUAUAUGACAUUCACAUUCAAUUAAAGAGUGUUCCUUUACUUGAAUGGACAGCUCCUCAGGAAAUGUACAGGUAAGGGUUUAUGAUGAGUCACAAUCAUUGGUGAACGACAGCCAGAGAUUAUUAAAUAGAAGUAAAAUUGAAGAUAAAUUAUGAUUACCGGUACUAUAAAAUAUUAAAGAAAGAAAGCACAAUUUUUUUGUGGAAAAAGCCUAGGGAAGCUUUCUUCAGUAAGUAGUCAGGUAAUGGGAUAUCAUUUGGAUUUUGCACAAAAAUCGAUUCCUAUAAUGAGCUACAAAUAAAUAAUUGUUUAAAGUUUUGUCUGUUGGGAGAGGUUUCUGUUAGAUUUUGUGUACUGCGAGAAAUUGCAACAGUUACACCUCAGCUUGUUCUACCAUACAUAUUAGACACAGAAGUAAACAUGCAGUUGACUCCUGCUAAUGAGAAUGUGCAGUGACAUCUAAGGCUAGUGCCUACAGAUCUUGAUAACUUGAACUUCUUAAGAGCUUAUAACCUUUUCCCCUUUGAACAGUGAUUAGGGUUCAAUUUAACAGCAGUUAACUGUAUUACCCUUAAAAAGAACACGUUUGCAGUUGACGUAUUUAACAGAGUUGAUGUAUUUUUGUGGCAGAAUGACCCAGUAGCCUAAGCAUUGUGUAAGUGGAAAAGAUCAUGGGUUUGAGUCCAUUACUUAUUAACUGGAAUUUCCAUUUUCUCUAAGUCUUAUCGCAGAAAGUUGUUUAAAUAUUUUCACCAGAUUGAAAGCCUCAGACAUCAUGGAGUCCUGUCUGUCCUACAUCUACCCUCACACGAGAGUUCACUCCAUCAUUGGGAUUCUGAAGACAACAGCCCACAAUGCUUUCCCAGUGGUGACCAUUGACAAAAACACUCAAAGGUUACCACAAGGGAAUGAUUUUGAAUACAGAGUUGAUUCAUCAAAUGAAUUAUUUGCUCGCACAACCACCUUUUCAAGUUUGACAAGCGAGCAAAAACUGCGACGACAUUUAACAAGUCAUGGAGAGAGUAGUGUGCUGCAAAGGAAUAGAGCUGAGUCUGAACAUCAUCCAAGAAUUGAGGGUGUAAAGAAUAAGAGGAGAAAAAUUAAAAGUGAGAGCCAUCAGGAUGAUUUGAAGGUCACAACUUCUGCUCCUGGGAUGUCCUAUCCUGUUAAUGAAGACAACUUUACAGUUCAAGGGAGAUUGAUGGCUGAUCAUGGUGUUGGUAAGUCCACCAGCACCUUAAUUGUUCAGUAAUGGGUAUGCUUGUUUUUGGAUAAGUUUUUUUACCAGGUGGACUUGUCAUACUUUUAUUAAUAUCUACACUUCCAUGGACAACUUUGCAAGGGAGAAGUUGCCAAAAAAAUUUGCUUGUGGAAAUGCAGUUGGGAUUUUCCUGUCCCAAACUUGAAUCUCUACACAUAUCCAGAGAGCAGACUGUGCUGCAACUGUUCAAUAAUACCUGUGUGAUGUUUUAUCUACUGACGGUAAAUUCUACAUAACAGCUGCAUUUGCCAGUAAAAGCCUUUCUAAUAAAACUUUAAAAUGAAAAUUCAGGUAUAUAUAUAAUUAUAUAUAUACAAUUUUAUUAUUAUGACUGUCAUUGCAGAUGUCCCUAGUGGUGCAAUUAACCCAAAUUUUAGUACUGUAUCAGUCCCUGUUUUGACAGACUGGGAGGAGCCCCAGGCAUUGACAUUUCAUGGGCUCAUUCUCAGGUCACAGCUGGUAACUCUUCUAAAAGAGAGAGUAUUCUACACUGAGAAUACACAGGUAAAGCCCACAGUUGCCAGUGAUAUUGUAGUCAAGUACACUCAUUGUAAGAAGUUUUACUGAGUCAGGAGCAACAAACAUAGCAAUAGACUAUGAGCAGGGCAAGUAAAAAAAAUCAGUGAAAGAAGGAGAAAUAGAUAUUAGUGUGCUGCACAGAAUUCUUGGAGUGAGGGGAGUGAUAAUUUAGAAAAGCAUUAAUUUUACAAAUUAAAUUGAUGUUAAAUUGCUGGUCAGAUGGUAUAAACCAACAAAAGAUUGAAAGAUGAGGAACCAAGGGAAAUUGAAAUAAAGGGAGAAAAAGAGAAGACAAGAGGAAGCAUUUACUAGAUUUACACAAAGAAAGAAUGACCUUGUUUUGAGCAACCAAAAGUACUUAUUAAUGCUCAGCUAUUAUGACUGGAAAUUAAUAAACACCUGUUAAUUUAUAUUGUACGUCACUUGACAUUGUUGAUAUUUCAGACACCCAAGAGACGUGACCUUAAUUUUGAAAGUAUGACUGAAGACUAUCCUCGGUUUCCUGACAUUCAUGACGUGCCAGUUGAAUUUGAAGAUCAACAGAAAAUUAUGGUGAGCAAACUCAUACUCAGAUUAUAUUGCUGCAAAGUGUGUUUCUUUAUAGGGAAGACGGUUGAUUGUGUCAAGAUGUAUCUUAAAAAUAUCAAUCAUGUGAGUGAUAAAGAGGGAAUUUCUCAUUACAGUAUUGACACAUUUUGAAACAGAAAGGCGAUAAGAAGGCAGAAAAACAUUAACUAGGGAAAAUAGGUGAAUGUAAUGCCAACAUCUCAGGGUUAGUAUUUCAAGUGAUGUUUGGGAAAAGUGCAGAGAAGUUAUACUUAACACUUAAUUGGCGUAAAAGGGGUUAUUGAUAAGUGUUCCAUCAUUCCCAGUUUUUUGGCACCAUUUUGUUUCUUUCAGGAUGUAACACCCUAUAUGAACCCUUGCCCAUAUAUGGUAUUUCCUUGGACCCCUGUGCCACUGGUCUUCAAUCUAUUUAGGACAAUGGGGCUGCGACAUUUGAUCGUGGUUAACACUAAAGGGCAGGUAAGUCUUGCACAAGGACAAGCUAUGCACAUGUAGUGUCUGGGGCUCUUGUCUAGGUGUGAGCUCAUUCUAUUGUCUCAGUGAUGCACUUGCCUUCUGUAAAGCUCUGACUAUGAACACUUCAACUUCCAUGAGUGACCAAGACAAAAUUUCUCCUUACAGUAUUGGUACAGUAUGAAGAAGACAAGUGAUGAGAAUCAAGAAAAAUACUUAUCAGGGGAUUAUUAUUUGAUCUAAUACCAAAUUCUCCAAAGUAACAUUAUGGAAGAAUUGUCUGUCAGGUAGAAUAGAGAAUUACUAUUGAGAUCUUGGGAGUGAAAGGGUUAACUGAAAAUUUGAAUGUUAUUAUACCAACAAGGAGCCAAUCCGAGAAUUAAGAGUUUACUGGUCUGUGAUUGACAUUGGCUGUAACUUUUUGGUUUCUUCAUGUGCCCUGAUUUCUCUAACCUUCAAUGGGAGCAGUCUCAAUAUAGAGAACAUUCCCAAAAUAUACGACAGAGGAUUUUUGUUUACAUUGUUUUGUGAGUUUCAUGGAGGCAAGUCUUGCAUUGACUUUUUUCACCUUGCAAUAUGAAGUGUGAAUGAGCUAAGUAUGCAUCUGGAUGCCCUGUGUAGACUAAAAUUCCAUUCAUGAGGGGAAGCAUGUUAUGCUUGAUCACAUAAUGCAUUCAAUAAUUAUAAACUGUCCAUUGACUAUAAACUGGCCAUUGAUAGGGGCAAAGUUUGUGACUUUAAUUGUGUAGUCAACAAGUUACCAUCUCUACAGAUUUUGAGUCAGUGUGUAUUGAAGAUUCUUAUUCAUAUUGAUAUUUUCCUAUUUCAGCUUGUGGGAAUGAUAACACGUUACAAUUUAACCCAUGAAUACAUGGAGCACUGUUUAGAAAACCUUGGCUGAAACUAAAAGUACUAUUUGCUGGAUGUAAAAUUAGACAAUCUGCUGGGAUUUAAUUUUUAUAACACUUUAAUUAGGAAAAUAUUCCUCACCAUUUGUACCAUAAUUUUUUUUUUUUUUCCUGGAAAGUAAUUACUUUUUUAUGCUGUGAAUGGAGGGAUGAAUGAAUAAAUUAAUUAAUGAAUUUAGUGACUGGGAGAAAAGGAUUACAGAUGUAAGAAAUAUUAAAUUUUCCAUGUACAAAAUAAAAUUUUAGAUUAACUUAAGAAAUUGAUGGAUUUUCGCAGUUUAUUUUUAUAGGAAGAGUAGAGAGGAUUCAUGCAGAAAAAGAUGUUUCCUACAUAAAUUUGCAUGAGUAGUAAUAACAAUUUUUAAAGAGGUAGAAUUAAAAAUUGCAUCUAUCUAAUUUUUGGAAAUUUUAGGCUUGGUUGUAGUUUGGUAAUACAACCAUUUUCAAAUUUUAUGUUUGUGAUGCAGAGACAAAAUUUCAAUAGGAAAAGGAAAAAAGAAAUGAAUUAAACCAAAUGCAAAAACAUAGGUGUUAAAGAUGCUUAUUUUAAUAAUUAGUUUUUGUUAAAAGAACAUUUUUACUUACAUUAGGAAUUAGAAUAUUCUGUUAUUAAAAUUACAAGUUGUAAAAGUUUUUUUAUAAAAUUAAAUAAAGGCCA
This is a messenger RNA of Pocillopora meandrina, 21591 nucleotides long. NCBI's taxonomy places the organism in Eukaryota, Metazoa, Cnidaria, Anthozoa, Scleractinia, Pocilloporidae. The record is from the annotation of a GenBank genome assembly.